Molecule: messenger RNA, 4026 nt
Organism: Lynx canadensis (Canada lynx)
Lineage: Eukaryota; Metazoa; Chordata; Mammalia; Carnivora; Felidae
Product: phospholipid-transporting ATPase FetA-like
Exons: 29
Coding region: 1-4026 (1341 amino acids)
Biological process (GO): phospholipid translocation; Golgi organization
Cellular component (GO): plasma membrane
Molecular function (GO): magnesium ion binding; ATP hydrolysis activity; ATP binding
Source: RefSeq, a predicted model, not a curated record
AUGGAGGCUGCUGGAGUUGACGGCGGCGCAGCAAUGGUGAGCAAGAAGCGCCCGAAGGUGGCGCCGUGGUGUUUCUCUGAAAUGAAAUACAUAAAACCUUUUAUUUCAGAACGAGAGAGAUAUCUGCAAGCCAACAACAGAGAAUUCAAUACUAGGUUUGGAUAUCCUAACAAUACCAUCAAGACCUCAAGAUAUAAUGUCUUUAACUUCUUGCCCCUAAACCUAUUUGAACAAUUCCAGAGACUUGCAAAUGCAUAUUUCCUCGUUUUGCUGUUCCUCCAGUUGAUUCCCCAGAUCUCCUCCUUGGCAUGGUACACAACUGUGAUCCCCCUGAUGGUGGUGUUGUCCAUAACAGCAGUGAAGGAUGCCAUCGAUGACAUGAAAAGGCACCAAAAUGACAAUGAUGUCAACAACCGUUCUGUAAUGGUGGUGAUGAAUGGCAGGAUAAAGGAGGACAAAUGGAUGAAUAUUCAAGUGGGAGAUAUAAUAAAACUAAGAAAUAAUCAGCCUGUCACGGCUGAUAUACUAUUACUCUCUAGCAGUGAGCCUUACAGUCUGACGUAUAUAGAAACAGCAGAACUUGAUGGUGAAACCAACCUGAAAGUGAAGCAGGCCAUCCCAGUCACCAGUGAUUUGGAAGAUAACCUGGAGCUGCUUUCUGCCUUUGAUGGAAAAGUGACGUGUGAGUCUCCCAAUAACAAGUUGGACAAAUUCACAGGAAUACUGACUUAUAAAGGAAAAGACUUCACCCUGGACCAUGACAAGCUGCUACUCCGAGGCUGCAUCAUCAGGAAUACAGAUUGGUGCUAUGGCUUGGUGAUUUAUACUGGACCAGACACCAAAUUAAUGCAGAACUGUGGAAAGUCUACCUUUAAACGGACGCACAUGGACCAUCUCUUGAAUGUCCUUGUGGUCUGGAUUUUCCUGUUUUUAGGCAGCAUGUGCUUUAUCCUAGCAAUUGGGCAUGGCAUUUGGGAAAACAAAAAAGGCUACUACUUCCAGAAUUAUCUGCCAUGGGAAGAAUAUGUCCCUUCAUCAGCUGUCUCUGCCAUCCUCGUAUUCUGGUCCUACUUCAUUAUUCUUAACACUAUGGUGCCCAUUUCCCUUUAUGUCAGUGUUGAGAUAAUAAGAUUGGGCAACAGUUGCUAUAUCAACUGGGAUCGGAAGAUGUUUUAUGCACCAAAGAACUCACCAGCACAGGCUCGCACCACCACCCUUAAUGAGGAGCUUGGCCAGGUCAAAUACGUGUUCUCUGACAAAACAGGAACCCUGACUCAGAACAUCAUGGUUUUCAAUAAGUGUUCUAUUAAUGGGAUGUUCUAUGGUAUGCAUGUCUUCCUGCUUUCCCUGAGUCCUGGGGAAAUUCUACUUUGCAGAUUGUUUUCAAGAAUAAUCUGUCAUGUCUAUGACAAAAAGGGAAUGAAAGUAGAAGUCUCUGAGGAAACAGAAAAGGUCGACUUCUCCUACAACAAACUGGCUGAUCCUAAGUUUUCAUUUUAUGACAAGACUUUGGUAGAAGCAGUGAAAAAGGGAGAUCGCUGGGUACACUUGUUUUUUCUCUCACUCUCAUUGUGUCAUACCGUGAUGUCAGAAGAGAAAGUGGAAGGUAAGCUGGUAUACCAGGCUCAGUCCCCAGAUGAAAGUGCCCUUGUCACUGCUGCCAGGAACUUUGGUUUUGUGUUCCGUUACCGCACCUCUGAGACAAUUGCAGUAGUUGAAAUGGGUGAGACCAAAGUCUACCAACUGCUGGCUAUUUUGGACUUCAGCAAUGUGCGCAAGAGGAUGUCUAUUGUUGUGAGGACACCUGAAGAUCGAGUAAUGUUGUUUUGCAAGGGUGCAGACACCAUCCUCUGUCAGCUGCUCCAUCCAUCCUGUAGGUUCCUCAGAGAUGUGACCAUGGAACAUUUAGAUGAUUUUGCCAUUGAAGGCCUCCGCACCCUGAUGGUGGCCUACCGAGAACUGGAUAACUCAUUCUUCCAGGCCUGGAGCAAGAAGCACAGUGAAGUCUGCCUGUCUUUGGAGAAUCGGGAACAUAAAAUGUCAAAUGUCUAUGAAGAGAUUGAAAAAGAUUUGAUGCUGUUAGGGGCCACAGCCAUUGAAGACAAGCUGCAGGAUGGAGUACCUGAGACAGUCGCCACCCUGAACAAAGCCCAAAUUAAAAUGUGGGUCUUAACUGGAGAUAAGCAAGAGACUGCUGUGAACAUUGCCUAUGCCUGUAACAUAUUUGAGGAAGAAAUGGAUGGGAUGUUUAUCGUGGAAGGCAAGAAUAAUGAGACUGUUCUGCAAGAACUCAGGUCAGCCAGGGACAAGAUGAAACCUGAGUCUCUACUGGAAUCAGACCCAGUAAACAUUUACCUCACCUCGAAGCCCCAAAUUCUCAGAAUACCUGAGGAGGUGCCCAAUGGCAACUAUGGCUUGAUCAUCAAUGGCUGCAGUCUGGCCUAUGCUCUGGAAGGGAACCUGGAGUUGGAGCUGGUGCGAACAGCGUGCAUGUGCAAGGGAGUUAUCUGCUGCCGGAUGACACCCCUUCAGAAGGCCCAGGUGGUAGAGAUGGUGAAGAGGUACAAGAAGGUGGUGACACUGGCCAUCGGGGAUGGGGCCAAUGAUGUCAGCAUGAUCAAAGCUGCCCACAUUGGGGUUGGCAUCAGCGGCCAGGAGGGAAUGCAGGCCAUGCUCAACAGCGACUAUGCCUUCUCCCAGUUCCACUAUCUUCAGCGUCUACUCUUGGUCCAUGGCCGCUGGUCCUAUAAUCGCAUGUGCAAGUUUCUCAGCUACUUCUUUUACAAAAAUUUUGCUUUCACCCUGGUGCAUUUCUGGUAUGCCUUCUUCAGCGGGUUCUCUGCACAGACUGUUUAUGAUACCUGGUUUAUCACUUUCUACAACCUUGUCUACACCUCCCUCCCUGUCCUGGGCUUGAGUCUGUUUGACCAGGACGUGAAUGAAACAUGGAGUCUACGCUUCCCAGAGCUGUAUGAGCCAGGACAGCACAACCUCUAUUUCAACAAGAAGGAAUUUGUGAAGUGUUUAGUGCAUGGGAUCUACAGUUCCUUCGUCCUGUUCUUUAUCCCUAUGGGGACCAUUUACAACUCAGUGCGCAGUGAUGGGAAAGAAAUCUCCGACUACCAGUCCUUCUCCCUGAUAGUGCAGACCUCCUUGCUCUGGGUGGUCACAAUGCAGAUUGCCUUGGAGACAACCUACUGGACAACGAUAAGCCACAUCUUCACCUGGGGUAGCCUGGGUUUCUACUUUUGCAUCUUAUUCUUCCUGUACAGUGAUGGCUUGUGCUUAAUGUUCCCCAACCUCUUCCAAUUCCUAGGUGUGGCCAGGAACACUCUGAACCUGCCACAAAUGUGGCUGAGUAUUGUCCUCAGCGUGGUCCUCUGUAUUUUGCCUGUGAUUGGGUACCAAUUUCUCAAACCACUAUUCUGGCCUGUCAACGUGGACAAGAUUAUGGACAGAAUUCAUCUUUGCACGAAACUUCCACUGCCACCCCCAACCCGGACCAAACUGAAAUAUGCAAGCUGUCGACGUUCUGCCUAUGCAUUCUCGCACAAGCAAGGCUUUGGGGCCCUCAUCACUUCUGGCAAGAUAUUGAGGUCUAGGGCCCACGCCCAGGGUCACCUGGGUUCCCGAAGACUCAAGGCGCGCCUCGCCGCGCACCGCCCCGAAGGGGCGGGGCGCGGGCCGCAGAAGGCGGGGCCACAGCGGAAGCCUCGCCGCUCCCCUCGCGGGAAAGCUCUGCGCGUGACUUGCUGCACCCAUCACAGCGAGAAGCGGGGGAGGUGGGCCAAACACGGCGGGCCCGAAGGACCGAACCAACGCGCCGUCCGGAGGGGCGGCAUGAGGGCAACCCAGAUUGGACCAUCGGCGCCGCGGCUGCAGGGGGAACCGGACAUUACCAACCCGUCUGGAGAGGAGGGGGGCGCCGGCCUGUCCCAGCUGCAACGCGACCCCAGAGGGGCGCGAGACGCCGCCGGCCGCGCCGCCGCCUCCACCAACGCCGCGGGCACCGUAGGAUCACGCUGA